AAAAACAGUGCCAGCAAAUCAAUUGUCCCAAAGCCAACAUUUUUCUCCCAAAGUCCCAGUCACACCGCUUGCCAGUUCACCCUCCAUCCCGUUCACUGACCUGUUUUUGUCACGUCACCGCUGACGGUGGAUUAACGGCGACGUUUGAGUUGUCCAUUGCCGUUAAAAUAGCACCCCUGUUCAACAAGUUUACAGUAGAAUCAGCCCACUUCAGGCCCAAUUCUAACUCUCCAAAAGUCUAAAAGAGAAGUUCUCUCUAGCUCUCGCUCUUUCUCUCUCUCUUGCGUUAUACAUUUUCUUUACCCAGAAAGACUUCUCUCUAUAGAAUUCAUGUCGGACACUGGUCGACCAUUGCCAAAAUUUGGUGAAUGGGAUGUUAAUGACCCUGCUUCAGCUGAGGGAUUUACUGUGAUCUUUAACAAGGCUAGGGAUGAGAAGAAGACAGGUGGCAAACCAGAGUCACCUGCACAGGUUGAUUCUCAUAUCAAGCCUGGAGUCGAUCCUGGCAAACCUCAGGUUCUAAAAAAAAUGGUUUUGCUGCAUUCAGAGCCCGGCUGCAGAUUCUUGACAAUGCCAUUUCCCCGUAAGAGCUUCAAUGAAGGAGUAAUUUCAUGUAUAAGUGUCCCCACCAUAUAUUUAGUAAAGAAGUUAGAAGCUGUAGAGUGAUGAUGAGUCCUGCUGGAACUUGUUAUGUUGUAAGACUGAAUUGUGGGGAAAAGGGCGAAUACGUAAUUAUUGUAUUUAUCAAGAUGCACUCAUCUCUUUCCUAAUCUAUACUUCCUCGUGUUAUUAGUUGUAGAGCUUUUGAGGCAUUUUGUUUCUUCUGUUGUAUUUGGUAAACGGGCUUUGUUUGUGAAAUAUACAUAUUUUCAAGUUUCUUUUCCAAGGAAACUACUUCAAUAUAGUGCAUAAAAUGAUAAUUGGAAAA
Messenger RNA from Jatropha curcas, 928 nucleotides. The record is from RefSeq and is a predicted model, not a curated record. Lineage: Eukaryota; Viridiplantae; Streptophyta; Magnoliopsida; Malpighiales; Euphorbiaceae.